GCAGGAGGAGGAGGAGGAGGCGGGGACGGUCGGGUCAACACGCCGGGACCGAGCGUCACAUCCGGGCUCCGGCAACGUUGCUGUCAGUGUCAAUGCCAAAAGCUAGCGAGGCAAAGCGAAGCAAAGCUCGUUUUUGUGCACUUAAAAGCGGCUUGUUUUCGUUUUAACACGACGCGAUAGAGCACUCAAAGGCUUGUGAGUGUAAUCCCGGUGUGCAGUCUUUAAAGUGUAGCCGCGUGAAUCGGGGAAAUCUCACUUCAAAACAACGAGGCGAAAAAAACAGGAGGAGGAACACGUUGCCUUUGUCGGCGGGAUGCCAUGCCACAAUCAGCAGCUGAACAAUGUCAACAGUGGCCAGGAGCACCCGAUGAAGCAAGUCCGGUUUGCAAGCAGCAGCAGCAGCAGCAGCAGCAGCAGCGUGUCUGCAGUGCUGUCCAACUCUGACCCAGCUGAUGCCUCCAUACAGCCUGACAGCCAAGAUAACCUGGGACCACAGCUUAAACUGCUCCCUCUGAACGACCAGAUCCGAGAGUUACAGACUAUAAUCAGAGACAAGACGACCAGCAGAGGAGACUUUGUGUUUUGUGCCGAUCGACUGAUCAGACUAGUAGUUGAAGAGGGUUUGAAUCAGCUCCCCUACUCGGAGUGCACUGUGACCACACCAACCGGGUAUAAGUACGAAGGUGUCAAGUUUGAAAGAGGCAACUGCGGAGUCAGCAUAAUGAGGAGUGGUGAGGCCAUGGAGCAGGGUCUCCGGGACUGCUGCCGCUCCAUCCGGAUUGGCAAGAUCCUCAUCCAGAGUGACGAGGAGACACAGAAAGCCAAAGUCUACUAUGCCAAGUUCCCUCCUGAUGUAUACAGAAGAAAAGUGCUGCUCAUGUACCCCAUCCUUAGUACAGGGAACACUGUGAUUGAGGCGGUGAGAGUGCUGAUAGAGCACGGAGUCCAGCCCAGACAUAUAAUCCUCCUCAGCCUCUUCUCCACACCUCACGGAGCCAAAUCUAUAAUCCAGGAGUUCCCAGAUAUCACCAUCUUGACCACAGAGGUUCACCCAGUGGCUCCAACACAUUUCGGGCAGAGGUAUUUUGGCACUGACUAAACCUGAGGACAACCAUGAGGAACAUGAUCUGCAGAUUGUUUUGAGUAUAUUUUGUCCUGUUUUAUUUAAAUGUAUCUCAUGUUCUCCUCGUUGUGCCAAAUACUGCUCUUUCAUCUCCAAACUUCCUCAACUGAUACAAAAUUAUUCAUCUGAUCGAUUGUAUUUAUUAUGAUGUGUUUUUGCUGUGAAUACACGUGAAAAAAGAACACCACGGAACCUUAUAAAGAGUUCAACUUGGAUCAUUUUAUUUUGCAUGUUACAACAACUGAUGGAAAAUAAAGACUUUAUAUUUGUUAACUGACAGAACAGCAAAUGAA
Larimichthys crocea (large yellow croaker) is the source of this 1416-nucleotide messenger RNA. RefSeq names its product uracil phosphoribosyltransferase (FUR1) homolog (S. cerevisiae) (gene uprt). Lineage: Eukaryota; Metazoa; Chordata; Actinopteri; Sciaenidae. Bases 314 to 1099 code for a protein of 261 amino acids. The transcript is spliced from 8 exons. The record is from RefSeq and is a predicted model, not a curated record.